GCCAGUGGUCAGUGUCGGUUGCCAGGUCUCUGUGGUCAGUGCGUACUCUGCGGACCGGUCCACUGCCGUCUUUGGAUUAAUGAACAGUACUUUGCUGAUUUACGGCACCAAUAACUUCAGUGAUUACCAAGAGAGAUUAUUUUUUUGAGUUUAAUGUGAUGCUCAACUCAAUAACUAUCAUCAUACAAGUCUUCAAGUAAGAUACUUUAAAGGAAGUAAGGAUACAGAUUUCUGGUGAAAAACUAAAAGAUGACCGUGUCAUACACAGCAGAUAUAGCGAAUGGAGGGAGGUUGGUGAAUAUAUGGCGUGUGAUGAUAAGAUGGCGGGGCAGCUUAUAUAAGCUGAUCUGGCAAGACUUGUUAUUAUAUUGCAUUCUAUUUGUGGCCAUCAACUGCAUGCACACAUAUCUAAUGCCAGUAUACAUGCAGCAAUUUCUGAACAAGCUCAAAGGUUAUUUGUCCUCAAAUAUCACCUCGUUUCCUGUGCCAUUUGUGCUGAGUUUCUUUGUGGACCAAGUGGCAGUUAAGUGGUGGCACCAAUACCAGAUGAUCCCUUCCCCAGACACACUCGCUCUGUACACAAAUGCGGCCAUUCCAGGUAAGGACGAGACGUCUCGGUUGAUCCGUAGGACAAUCGUCAGAUACGCUGUCCUUUCAUUGGUUCUCACACUUCGCAAUAUCAGCACCAGAAUCAAGAAAAGGUUUCCAACAAUUAAGCAUGUCGAAGAAGCAGGCUUCAUGUUGCAAGAAGAGAAAGAACAUUAUGACAAACUUGAGACCCAAGUAACUGCCAACAACUGGAUGCCUUUAGUUUGGGCUGCAAACAUUGCAACCCACGCAAAAACUUUGAACAAAACAUCAUCUGACCAGUGUUUACGACUGGUGAUCACUGAACUGACUGCACACAGAGAUAAGUUAGGUAUUCUGGUGGGUUACGAUUUAGUUAGCAUUCCACUGGUGUAUACUCAGGCCAUGGUAGUUGUGGUGGUCAGUUACGUUAUUAUCACUCUCUUCAGCAAUCAGCCAUUCAACGAUAGCAGUGAGAUUAGUCUGAUAGGAGUCACAUUGUCUUCUUUGACAAACUUCAUCAUUUACGUAGGUUUGAUGAAAGUUGCUACUGUGAUGUUGAAUCCAUUUGGAGAAGAUGAUGAUGAUUUUGAACUGAAUGCUACAGUAGACCGGCACAUCACAGCAGCAUACAUGAUUGUCGACGAGAUGCAUGAAGAUGAACCGGAAGUUGUCAAGGAUGUGUACUGGGAUGAAAUUGUUCCAAAGGAAUUACCAUACACUAUAGCAUCGGCAGGUUACCGAAAGCUUGAACCAAACUGUGGGGUGGAUUCAACAGACUUAAGCAAACAGGCAAAAAACAGAUUCAAUGGUAUGAAAAGAAGCUCCACAAGGUCUUCUAACACUUAUUAUAAUGUACAGAAAGCAAGUGCAAACGGUAUGGAAAGUUCGACUUCAAAAUCCGGUAUAUACUACAAUGUAGAAAUGAAAAAUGGAACAAUAGUUGUGCCAAAGAUCAAAUCAAAAUCUCAAAAAAAUAAGAACAAAGUCAACCCCAGUAUAUAUUGGAAAAAAGAAGAAGAUUCAGACCUAUACGAAUUUCCUGAGAAUAUUAAUUACAUACCCCCUGAUCAGCCCAGUACAUCGAAGCAAUAUGUUGGCCAAGUAAAGCGAUACUGAGUAACAUUAGAUACUGUGUCAUAAGGUGUAUUUUAAUAUAAGACUGUGAGAUAUACUGCAUUGACGUCAUGGAUUCAAGUUCACUAUUUAUUGUAAAAUUAUUUAAGUAUUUGAUGAUAAUGUUUAUAAAAUAUGAUGUAUGGUAUAAUUAAUUCAUUUAGUGUACUGAUGUACUCACUCAGAUCUUUUCUGUCUGGUUCUUUAUUUCUAUUUAACUUAUCAGAGUUCACUAAAAAUCUUGAACAGAUAAAACUGUUUAUUAGAAAGAACUUAAUUAGUGAAAAUUACAGUCAAAAAUAUUAUUUUACAUCAGUAUUUGUGUAUUAUUAUGUAACAUAUGUUUUAUAAAAACAAACAAAGGUGUUCUCUCAGAAUUUGUUUACUUGUAUAGCAUUGUAACAAUUAAUAUUUCCCACCGUUAAUAUUAAUACGUCUAGUCAGCAAUAACAAAAUCCUUGAAACUGUAAUAUUAUUCAGGUUCUGAUAAUUAAUGUGGAUGAAACACUAUUAAUGCCACUUAAUUACUUAUUUCAUGCUGGUUUAAUAAUAUUGAAACUAAUUUGAAUAGUCAAAUGGCUUAAAGCUAAAAAUUGUGGAUCUCAAUACUGCUCAGUAUUAUAUAAAUGUAUGUUAAGCUGUUUAGAAUAUCAUAAUCCACGUUUUACACAUAAUAUUAUUACUCAUACAACUAUAGUUUACUUGUGACUUUUUCAAUAUUAGGAUUAAGGACUUACAUUGUAUAUGACUUAUACUGGCUCACUGUCAAGGGUACAUGAGGUUAGAGUCCAAACAUUUAGGCAAUAAACACAAUUUUAAAUACUUUAACUGUGAGAUAUAAAAUUUUGUGAAUAUUGUUGACAGAUUUCGUUAGUUUAAAAUGUCUUGACAGUGACCACUGAAGAUUUGUGUCCAAGCCCAGCGAAAAAUAGAAAUAGGAAAGGAACACUAGCACUGACACUUUCUCGUUGGCAGUUCACAGUGCUAACUGUCGUGUUAAUUGUUAUGUUCCUUUUCCAACCCAAGCACAGCACUGUACCGUAGUCAUUGGUAUCUAUAAACUAUCUUAUAAGUCUAAGAAAAAUUAAUGUUUAUUUGUUCACCAACACUGUGAUAAGUUAAUUCAUUGUGUAAGGUGUACAUUUUUGUAAGUUAGUUCAAAAUUAGUGCAAUACCAAUCAAUUAUUUUGUUAUUCGUAUAAGAGAUAAAGAAGACCUAGUUGUACUGUAGCUUAGAUCCUCAGGUUGGUGCCAUGUUUAUAUAUUCUGCUAGAACAACAGAGCUAUUCUAUGGGGGUAUUUUAUCUAAUAUGUGGGAGACUAUAUCUAGUAAGCAGUCCAGAAGCACUAGAGUUCUGCUGAUGGUCAUGAUACGAAUAUGAAUAAGUGACUUGCUAAAGUGAGGAAGUCACUAGAGUUCUAACUGAUAAUUUGAUCUAACAGCUGGUCAGUUCCAAAAUAUGUUUUUUUGCGAUAGGGCUCUCACUUACCUCUAUGCCCUACUGAUUAUCCCACUGACCAAUAACAACUGAUCAUUAAAAGCCUCAUAGAAUCAGCUUUCAAAACAGCCUUGAGGCCAAGAAUGCUACUCUCGUAAAAAAAGGAGGUUUUAAAAGAAGUAGAAUGGAAGAUCAGUCACAUUCAUCUUCACUUGUAUAUUCAGAUUCCAUUCAAAUCUUGUAAAUUUGUUAUUGAUAAAUUCUAUACAUUUAAAGAUGUUGUAUACCGGCAUGUCUAAAUAACAAGUCACAUAAUUUUUGAAGUGUAAACUAAAAUGGCUUAAAAAUCAUGAAAAUGUUUUUGAUUUAUUUUUAUAUCUUGCUUAUUAAUUAAGUUUGUCCCAUUUCUGAUGGAGUAUUAUUAAAUGCUUUUGUCUCCGUACUCUAUAUUUUCUCGAUUUGUGUUGGGAAGAUGUUUCUUACGCUUUAAAUGCUGAGUUUAUGAAAAACUUAAAGAUUAGUUCCUUAUUUUUUGUUUCUUAGUCCUAAAUAAACAUUUUUGUCAGCUACUGCUUCUUAUAUUACAAGAGAUCUUAAGUUUAUUCCUUUGUAUACCAAAACAGGUUUGUCUGCUUCACUUAAUUACUGCAUUUUUGUCUUCAGGGAGAAUUCAAGUGAUUACAAAAGCUGAUAUCUGUUAUUUUUUAAUAAGUAGUAAUAAUAUCUGUCUGUACUUAAUAAGCAGUAUGUAUACGCAAACAUAUUGCAGAUUUUAUCCUGAGUAUUACCUUGUAUUAUUUGUUGUAUAACUGUGAAUAAAGUGUACAUUUAAAAAUAAUCACAGUAA
Molecule: messenger RNA, 3969 nt
Organism: Homalodisca vitripennis (glassy-winged sharpshooter)
Lineage: Eukaryota; Metazoa; Arthropoda; Insecta; Hemiptera; Cicadellidae
Product: bestrophin-2-like
Exons: 2
Coding region: 250-1686 (478 amino acids)
Molecular function (GO): chloride channel activity
Source: RefSeq, a predicted model, not a curated record